GGCUAAUCGGUGCACGUGAUUUCAACUACAACUUGGGCGUCCCUUCCAAAGUCUAGAGUCUGACGCCAGCGGCGAUCUCGAUCAACCAACCUUGAACUUUUGGCAACGGGUCUCGUAACAUCACAAGGUCGCCCCGCCCAUAGCAAGGCAAAUCGCCUGGAACUUCACCCACUUCACCUCACAUACAAAAGGACCGGCUCAACUCCCUCGCCCUCGCCUCCUAUUGAGCUCUAGUACCAGCAUCGGACCGCUUCGACUCACUAGCUCACUAGACAUCUGUCGUGAUGCAAUCCAAUAAUUUGGCACGUACCGUGUCACGAUCGUUCGUUCGUCGCUCUACUGCCUCCCGAGCACACUCGACAUCAUCGGCUCGUACCAUCGCUUCUUCCUCUGGUCUCCUCGUACCCGGAACGAGACGCCAACAAAACGUGCUUCGAACGGGAUCGCUACAAUGUCGAACCUUUUUCAACAUCUUCCGAUCGUCGGAUCGACCCCCUCCUCCACCUCCACCUCCUCAGCCUCUGUUUUCUCAGGAUGACCUCUUUCACGUCCUCGAUCAGAGUCCGGUAAUCCAGCUCCAACGACGGGCCAAGACGAUCAAAUCCCUCGCUCCCUGUCCUACCUGUCUCGAACACGCCCACGCCCACAGUCCGAACCAAGCUGAAGGACAGGCAGAAACCUCAACGACCGGGUCCUCUACUACUACUACCGAGUCUCCGACGCCCAGGAUCAACAAGGUCGACUAUUCUUGUUCUGAAUGCGGUUUCCCGACUCAUUGUUCGGAGGGUCAUUACCUCGAGGGCAGGGAGGCGCACGACGAAUAUUGUUCGAGGUUGAGGGAGAUCAACGAGGAUGAGCACGAUUUGCGUAGCGGGAGACUCAUCAGCGAGUUUGAACUUCCAGGCGAACAAGACUACGAAACAUCCCCAGCCCUGUCAAACUGGGACACCCUUCUCUACACGCGAAACUUCUCAUCGACCAACUCUGAACGGGCCAAGAGGCAUGUUAGCAAACUCUUGACGUAUCCGAUGACCAUGGCCAGCGUCAUGCAUCGAUUGGGGCCGUAUGCGGGAUCUCGAGGUGGGCUUGAUGGAAGGUUGACUGCCGAGGGUAGCCGAAGCAUGGCAGCUCUGCAUACAUCUUUGCACCCCCCUAUGGGCUCGAACCCUACCGCCAACGGUAGAAACACACAAACGCCGAUCAGAAUCUUUGUCCUCGGCGCCCGAGCGGAAUCAGCCCUGCCACCUCACGUAUACGAACAGGUCUGCCAUCUGUUCCCCUACACCCAGUUCCACUUCUACUUCGUCGGACCUCAAGCCGCCUUGCCGACCCGACCUCUGCCUCCUCGAGAUGGCACGACGGCAUCAGAUGCCAAGGCCGCUGCAACUAGCGAUAGCGAGGGCAAGAGAGUGUACGACGAAAAGACUCCCAGCCAAAACUCGGAAUCCGAAGGUCGAGGUCGAUCAGAGUCGGUCGGAUACGGUGUGCCAGCAUACACCGUGCCCGUAUCUUCCACGUUGACCUUGACGACGCUGCAAUCGUCUUACGAAUCGGUCCACGAGCAGUUCGGUCCUUUCGACCCUUACACCGACGUCUUUUUCGCCUUCUGCCCUGGGUUCGGGUUCCCCUCGCCUACGGCGGGGCGGGAUGCAGUGAACCCGGACGGUAGCCAGGUCGUCCAGGCUCAAGUGGAAUGGAAAGAGACCCUUCAACAAGUGUUGACAACCAAGUGUCCCCUGUUCGUCACCGGAUUCUCGCCGAGAGACGUCGAGCGGGACGUCAACAGUCUCGACUCCGUCGACGGCGUCAAGGGGGAAUACGACAUCUUGUUACGUCCGGGUGAGAAUCCGUUCGGCAGUCUCAAAUGGGAGGCGGGCGACUUUGAUCCCCGCGUCAUGGUCAGAGUGAACUGGGGAGUCUGGGCCAUGCGUGGAAAGAGUUACGACGUAGAUCAAAGCAAGAUCGAGUAGAUUGAUAGAUACUCGACAAUCAGACAUGUAUAACGUAGCCACACCUCCA
Molecule: messenger RNA, 2019 nt
Organism: Filobasidium floriforme
Lineage: Eukaryota; Fungi; Basidiomycota; Tremellomycetes; Filobasidiales; Filobasidiaceae
Product: mRNA processing-related protein
Exons: 3
Coding region: 285-1970 (561 amino acids)
Cellular component (GO): extrinsic component of mitochondrial inner membrane
Source: RefSeq, a predicted model, not a curated record